This is a messenger RNA of Ciona intestinalis (vase tunicate), 1854 nucleotides long. Lineage: Eukaryota; Metazoa; Chordata; Ascidiacea; Phlebobranchia; Cionidae. The record is from RefSeq and is a predicted model, not a curated record.
UAAGUACUUUUCUUAUCUUGUAUUUUUUUAUAGAUUUAAAUGCCCGUCGUUUGAUUGUAAUUAAAUACAAUGUCAGAAAAUACCGAACUUACUAAAGGACAUUUUAGGAAGGGUUUUAUGUGGGGUGCUGCAACUGCUUCUUAUCAAAUUGAAGGAGCAUGGAAUGAGGAUGGUAAAGGCCAAAGUAUUUGGGAUACAUUUGUACAUACAGGUCACAUUGAAGAUGGUACAAAUGGUGACAUUACAUGUGACAGCUAUCAUAAAUACCAAGAAGAUAUCAAUAUGUUGAAAAACUUAAAAGCAACACACUACAGAUUUUCACUUUCCUGGUCGAGGCUUUUGCCAACUGCUGAUAGUUCUACACCAAAUCCAGCAGGAGUUGAUUUUUAUAACAAGUUUAUAGAUGCCCUGCUUGCAAGUAACAUUAAACCUUGUGUCACCAUAUACCAUUGGGACCUUCCACAAUGUCUUCAAGAUAUUGGUGGCUGGCAAAGUGAUGACAUAGUGGAAAAAUUCAGGGAGUAUUCAGACUUUUGCUUUUCUCAAUUUGGAGAUCGUGUAAAGCUUUGGAUCACAAUUAAUGAGCCCCAUGUUCAGUGUGGGUUUGGUUAUGGCAAUGGUAUACAUGCACCAGGCAUUAAGGAUCCAUUAAAUGCUUGCUAUCAAGUAUCACGAACAAUGCUACUGGCUCACGCACAUGCUUACCGUGUAUACGACACUAAAUACCGGAAGACACAAAAUGGUCAAAUCUCAAUCACGUUGAACAGUGACUGGUGUGAACCAAAAGAUCCAACCAACCCAGAGCAUGUCAAGGCUGCCCAGUUUUACAUUGAUGUGACUCUUGGUUGGUUUGCCAAUCCAGUGUAUGGUGAUGGAGACUUUCCAGCUUCUAUGAAAAAAUGUAUUCUUGAAAACUCUACAGCACAAGGUCUUGAAAAAUCAAGGUUGCCCACGCUUACAGAAGAGGAAAAGAAGCUUAUCAAAGGUACAUACGAUUUUUUCGGUUUAAAUCACUAUACAACUAGACUUGCGGAACCUGUAAGUGAAGCAACACAAGACUAUCUGAUGCAUCCGGACUUGGCUGUUUAUGUUCACCCUGACUCUUCAUGGGAAAGAGCAGGUUCUGAAUGGCUUUACAUUGUUCCAAAUGGCUUAAGAAAGUUGCUGAACUACAUUUCAAAGACCUAUGGAGAUCCAAGUAUUAUUAUAACGGAAAAUGGUUGCUCUACCAAAAACCCUGUUAAUGAUCCAGGUGACACCAAGCAGCUGGUUGAUGAACAGAGAUGUUGUUACAUAACUUCAUACCUCAAUGAGGCACUCAAAGCUCAUUUAUUGGAUGGUGUUGAUUUGAGAGGUUAUUUUCUUUGGACACUGAUGGAUAACUUUGAGUGGGCAGCAGGUCAUACUGAGAGAUUCGGACUUCACCAUGUUGAUUUUAGUGAUGGAAAUCAAACCAGGACACCAAGAAAAUCUGCUGCCAUUUACACCAAGAUUAUUGAAGAGAAUGGAUUCAGUGCCUCUUAACAAUACAUUUGUUUAUCCCAGUAAUAAUUGAAGGUGUCCCAAUGAUAUUAUAUUUAGCUUGUUUUGCAUGUAUCGCAGCCAUAUCCGUGCACUUGAUCUAAUGAUAUUGUAAUUUCCUGAUUUAUUUGUAUUCUUGUAGGUUUUAUCUGCAGCCUCUUAUGCAACGCGCAGUAAUCGCUUUAAAAUUAAUUAUUUUAUAAAAAAUGUUUUGUUACUAAUCGCCAAAUCAAAUGUUUCAUUGUUUGUGUUCCUUCAUGAUUAUUUCUGCCCAGUAUUUGACAAUAUAUUAUUGUUAAAAAUACAACCAAUAAAAUAUGAAAUGCAGUUUAA